AUGGCUUCUACUUCCGUACCAGAAAUUGAUAGCAACAACGAUUAUGUAAAGUCAAACAUAUUGCCGACAAUUGAGCUCGUUCUUGGUCUUAUAACCUAUUUUGUCAUUAUUGCAAUGACAGUUGUUGGCAAUACGUUAGUAGUUGUUGCCGUCUUCAGUUACCGACCUUUGAAGAAAGUACAAAACUAUUUUCUUGUUUCAUUAGCUGCAUCUGAUUUGGCUGUAGCCAUAUUUGUGAUGCCAUUACAUGUUGUUCAAUUUCUUGCAGACGGCCGAUGGCUACUUGGCAUCUAUGUUUGUCAAUUUUUUACCACCGCAGAUAUCCUUCUAUGCACAUCAUCCAUUCUUAAUCUAUGUGCAAUUGCUAUAGAUAGAUAUUGUGCUAUUCACGAUCCCAUCAAUUAUGCUCAUAGAAGAUCUCUGAAAUUUGUUUGCGUCAUAAUUGCUAUUGUAUGGGCAUUAUCUGUUCUUAUAUCUGUUCCGCCACUUAUUGGAUGGAAUGAUUGGAGUUCACAAUCAUUACGUGAUCAUUGUCAACUAUCAACCGAAAAAGCAUUUGUUAUAUAUUCGGCAAUGGGAUCAUUCUUUUUGCCAUUACUUGUCAUGGUUAUAGUUUAUAUUAAAAUCUUUUUGAAUGCUCGACAACGAAUACGAACAAAUAGAGGACGAAGUGCACUUCUGCGAAUUCAAAACUGUGAUGAAGUAGGGAUUUUGAAUGCCAAUGAUGCUAGAAGACAGAGCAAUAGAAGAAGUUCAUCUAAGCGAUCUUCUCUACAAGUAUCCACAAGAAGAUCGCUGGAUAGAAGUUCGGCAGAGAUACCAAUGGAGAUGCGUAAAUCGAUUCGUAACAUUCGAAACAAGAGCGAUAUCAUUGUAGAAGCUGAUCCACCAUCUAAGGAAAAUCCAGCAGCUGUUCUUCGUAAAAGAGAAAAAAUCAGUGUUGCUAAGGAAAGAAGGGCAGCAAAGACCAUAGCUGUCAUCAUCUUUGUGUUUUCAUUCUGUUGGCUACCAUUCUUCACCGUUUAUGUUAUUCUGCCUUUUUGCGAAUCGUGUUUUAUUCAUCCAAAAGUUCAAGAAGCAUUUACUUGGCUUGGAUAUAUCAACUCAUCUCUGAACCCUUUCUUAUAUGGAAUAUUGAAUUUGGAAUUUCGUCGUGCAUUUAAGAAGAUUUUAUGCCCAAAAUCCAGUCUAGAAGAACAACGUCGUCGUUUAAGUGCAGUCCCAUGA
This is a messenger RNA of Auanema sp. JU1783, 1227 nucleotides long. The record is from the annotation of a GenBank genome assembly. NCBI's taxonomy places the organism in Eukaryota, Metazoa, Nematoda, Chromadorea, Rhabditida, Rhabditidae.